CCAGGCCCUGACACCAUGAGCUUCGUGGAGUACGAGGAGCUGAUCAAAGAGGGCGACACAGCCAUCCUGUCUCUCGGCCAUGGCGCCAUGGUGGCUGUGUGUGUGCAGCGAGGGGCUCAGACACAGACCCGGCACGGCGUGCUGCGGCACUCUGCCGACCUCAUCGGCCGCCCCUUUGGCUCCAAGGUGACCUGCGGCCGAGGCGGCUGGGUGUACGUGCUGCACCCCACGCCUGAGCUCUGGACCCUGAACCUGCCUCACCGUACACAGAUCCUCUAUUCCACCGACAUUGCACUGCUAACCACUAUGCUGGAGCUGCGGCCCGGCUGCGUGGUCUGUGAGUCAGGCACCGGCAGCGGGUCCGUAUCCCACGCCAUCAUCCGCACCAUUGCACCCACGGGCCACCUGCACACGGUGGAGUUCCACCAGCAGCGAGCAGAAAAGGCGAGGGAGGAGUUCGAGCAGCACCGAGUCAGCCGCUGGGUGACCGUGCGCAAUCAGGACGUGUGCCGCAGUGGCUUCGGUGUGAGCCAUGUGGCUGACGCCGUCUUCCUGGACAUCCCGUCACCCUGGGAGGCCGUGGACCAUGCCUGGGACGCCCUCAAGGUCGAAGGUGGCCGCUUCUGCUCCUUCUCACCGUGCAUCGAGCAGGUGCAGCGCACAUGCCAGGCACUGGCGGCACGCGGCUUCGGGGAGCUAAGCACAGUGGAGGUUCUGCCGCAGGUAUACAACGUGCGCACGGUCAGCCUGGCCUUGCCUGACCUGGGCGCUGGCCCUGCUGAGGCCAGCCCCUUUCGUAGCGGCACACCCCUGAAGGAGACCGUGGGCCACACUGGCUACCUGACCUUCGCCACCAAGACGCCUGGCUAGCUGACCCAGUGUGGCCUUGCCCUGCCCUCCCCACC
Messenger RNA from Chrysochloris asiatica (Cape golden mole), 905 nucleotides. RefSeq names its product tRNA methyltransferase 61 homolog A (S. cerevisiae) (gene TRMT61A). The record is from RefSeq and is a predicted model, not a curated record. Bases 16 to 870 code for a protein of 284 amino acids. Gene Ontology annotation, biological process: tRNA methylation. Lineage: Eukaryota; Metazoa; Chordata; Mammalia; Afrosoricida; Chrysochloridae. The transcript has 4 exons. Gene Ontology annotation, cellular component: tRNA (m1A) methyltransferase complex; nucleus.